AUGAUUAACCGUUGUUUAUUUAUUAUACGAAGAAAGAUAGUUAACAAGAAUCAGAAGUGGGAUACAAACAAGUAUCGGCCCCAGUUCACAAAGCGGAUCGUGAGCGAAGGCGUGGUGGUAACGGGUGAAGACUCGUGGUUUUCGGAAUCUGCGUUUCGUCGUCUCGAUUACUCACCAGCGGAAGGGUGCGAAGAGAGUAACGCGAGGGAAUUGCAGAAAGUCGAAACGAGAAGUAAAACGGUUUUGUUUUACACAAUUGGAACAAAACGUGGGUUGCUGGAAAAGUAA
Molecule: messenger RNA, 288 nt
Organism: Macrosiphum euphorbiae (potato aphid)
Lineage: Eukaryota; Metazoa; Arthropoda; Insecta; Hemiptera; Aphididae
Source: the annotation of a GenBank genome assembly